AUGACAGCCCGUCUAGCAGCUCUCCGAUCUACCUUAUCCACCAUGGCAGGCAUUGCAACAGAUUGUCAGCAUGUGCGCCCACGGAGCUUCGCACCGCUCGAUACCACCAAAGUAUCAGAUGCGCCGCGGCUAAAGGGCAUCGUGUUUGAUGUGGAUGGGACCUUGUGCUUGCCACAACACCAUAUGUUUACUGAAAUGAGAGAUGCACUUGGGAUAGAUAAAUCAAUCGACAUCCUGCACCACAUCCAAGGUCUUCCAACCGCAGAAGACCGCGCUGCAGCCGUUGCAAAGAUCCAAGCCGUUGAGCGGCGCGCCAUGAUGGACCAGGUACCACAGCCGGGUCUAGUGGGACUAAUGGAGUAUCUCCAAUCCCGCGGCUUGAGACGGGCACUAUGUACACGGAACUUCGAAUCGCCUGUCCGGUAUCUUCUCAACAAUCACCUGCCGGAGCAUAUAUUCCUGCCUAUAAUUACGCGAGACACACCCAAUGUGAUCCCCAAGCCUGAUCCAGCUGGCAUCCUGCAUAUUGCGCAAGAAUGGGGGUUGACGAAUCGGGCCGAGAGUUUGAUUAUGGUUGGUGAUAGUAUUGAUGAUAUGACGGCUGGACAUAAAGCUGGUGCGGCGACGGUGCUGCUUUUGAAUGAGAGGAAUACUCAUUUGCAGGAACAUGCUCAUACUGAUCUUUGUAUCAAUCGGUUGGAUGAUUUGAUUGAGAUCCUUGAGCAGGGGUUUGUUAGCCAGCGGUGUGAUCCGGGGCAUGUCUGA
Molecule: messenger RNA, 765 nt
Organism: Penicillium longicatenatum
Lineage: Eukaryota; Fungi; Ascomycota; Eurotiomycetes; Eurotiales; Aspergillaceae
Product: putative haloacid dehalogenase-like hydrolase
Exons: 5
Coding region: 1-765 (254 amino acids)
Source: RefSeq, a predicted model, not a curated record